This is a messenger RNA of Acanthamoeba castellanii str. Neff, 447 nucleotides long. RefSeq lists its product as uncharacterized. NCBI's taxonomy places the organism in Eukaryota, Discosea, Longamoebia, Acanthamoebidae. The transcript is spliced from 2 exons. The record is from RefSeq and is a predicted model, not a curated record. The coding region runs from base 1 to 447 and encodes 148 amino acids.
AUGUCAACACCUGCCGCACAGGUCACCUUGCGCUCGCACCACGACAAGUACGUGUGCGCCGAGCAGGACCACAGGGCGGUGGCCGAUCGCUCGGCAGCCAGCAUUUGGGAGAAGUGGCACAUCAUUCCCGUGGCCACCUGCCACCAGGCCCCGCACUGCCCCCAGUCGCAGCCGACGCAGUGUCCUGCGCCUGGGAUCGGUGGCUAUCCUCAGCCGUCGCAGCAGCCGCAGCAGAGCUACUACCCUCCGGCGCCCGCUGGCUAUCCUCAGUGGCCUCAGCAUGCACCUGCCUUCGGUGGCUUUCCGCCGGCACCCGGUGGUGGCUAUCCGCCUCAGCAGGGGUAUCCACCGCAGCAGGGCUACUACCCGCCGGCGCCCGGUGGUGGCCAUCCGCCUCAGCAGGGCUAUCCGCCGUACCCCGGCCAGUAUCCCCCUGGCCACUACUAA